CUCGAAAUGUUCUAACCUUUGGCUCUUGAAUAUACCAGUAUAUUACUUGGGAAAAAACUAAGUGAUUUUUCUUUCGCUCAAAAGAGGUAGAGAUCAUCAGUAUAUGUUUGAGAAAAGAUUUGGAAUUCACGAAAAAUGUCCGAAAUAAAUUCAGAAGUGCUCAAAGUAUUUGGCUUUUGGAGUAGCAUUUUGGUUCUGAAAAUGCUGGUGAUGGCGCCGUUAACUUCACGACAGCGAUUACGAAAACACGUACUGGCAAGUCCAGAAGAUGAUGUCUUCAUAAGUAAAGGCAAAGCUGUUUACAAUGAUCCAGAUGUGGAGCGUGUACGUAGAGCACACUUGAACGAUUUGGAAAACGUUCUCCCUUGGUUCAUAAUCACUUACUUCUGGCUCGGAACAGGACCUUCACCAUGGUUGGCCAAAACUUUGAUACAAACCUUUGUACUUUCCCGUAUAGCUCACACUAUAUCAUAUGUAGUUUUCCAACAACAACCUCUAAGAGGGAUAACUUUUGCUGUGGCAUUUGGAAUUACUGGUUACGAAACAUUUAAGACAUUAUUGUACUAUUACUAAUUGCUUAAGUAUACAUAAAUCGUGAAAUAAGCACAUAACUAUACAACAAC
Trachymyrmex septentrionalis is the source of this 623-nucleotide messenger RNA. Its product is annotated as microsomal glutathione S-transferase 1-like. The record is from RefSeq and is a predicted model, not a curated record. Bases 136 to 573 code for a protein of 145 amino acids. The transcript has 3 exons. Gene Ontology annotation, cellular component: membrane. NCBI's taxonomy places the organism in Eukaryota, Metazoa, Arthropoda, Insecta, Hymenoptera, Formicidae.